Pungitius pungitius (ninespine stickleback) is the source of this 3182-nucleotide messenger RNA. Its product is annotated as mucin-2-like. Lineage: Eukaryota; Metazoa; Chordata; Actinopteri; Perciformes; Gasterosteidae. Gene Ontology annotation, molecular function: chitin binding. The transcript is spliced from 6 exons. Gene Ontology annotation, cellular component: extracellular region. Bases 222 to 2693 code for a protein of 823 amino acids. The record is from RefSeq and is a predicted model, not a curated record.
UUUGGGAGUCUCCCGGAAAAUAUCGGGAGGGUUAGCAUGUCUGGCUGCGUCUUGCAGCCCAGGGAGCGUGGCUGCUGCACGGAGCGUGUUUGGUGCCUGUCCAUUCCACGUCAUCGACGGCGUCUGCCGACUGAGGCUUGAGGGCAUUGUAGGACCAAGGUUAGUCCAGCUACACAUCUGGUUUUCCAGUGAAGAGGUUUCCAGGGACAUCAUCUGUUUCAAUGCCAGAUUGCAGCGCUGUGCUGAUUGCAGACCUUUCCAUGUUUCUGAUAGUCAGAUGCUGGCAUCCAAACCGUGUCAAAAUGCUCACUCUAACUGCAGGUCUCUGUUUGAUCAUCGCCAGCUUGGGUGUACCUGGCCUUGCGAGAAAUAUUCCAGUGUACAAACGAGGAUAUGGAAACCCCUGUUAUGGAAUGCAAGAUGGGCCGUACCCCAACCCCAAUGAUCCUCAUUCGUAUUACAACUGUGUUUGGGGACUCGCCUACAUCCAAAAAUGCCCAUUGCAUUUAGUGUAUAAGCAUUCUAUAACUACUUGUUACUAUCCCGGAUCAUCUGAAAGCAGCAGUUCAUCACAUGAAGACACCAGUGAGCAAAGACAUCCUACCAAACCUCCCAUUAUGCCAACUACUCCUCCCACCACAACUCCUCCUGCCACGCCGAUUGAGACAACAACAAACGGUACUUACUAUCCUGGAAGCCUCUGCGCUGGAAGACCAGACGGGCAGUACACCAACCCUAAUGACCCACAUUCUUUUCUCAGUUGUGUAGCUGGACAAACCUACAUCUUACAAUGCCCAGCAAAUUUGGUCUAUGUAGAACCCACUAAUAGGUGUGACUAUCCCAGUAGUCCAACUACCAAUGGAAGCCUCUGCACUGGAAGACCAGACGGGCAGUACACCAACCCUAAUGACCCACAUUCUUUUCUCAGCUGUGUAGCUGGACUAACCUACAUCUUACAAUGCCCAGCAAAUUUGGUCUAUGUAGAACCCACUAAUAGGUGUGACUAUCCCAGUAGUCCAACUACCAAUGGAAGCCUCUGCACUGGAAGACCAGACGGGCAGUACACCAACCCUAAUGACCCACAUUCUUUUCUCAGCUGUGUAGCUGGACUAACCUACAUCUUACAAUGCCCAGCAAAUUUGGUCUAUGUAGAACCCACUAAUAGGUGUGACUAUCCCAGUAGUCCAACUACCAAUGGAAGCCUCUGCACUGGAAGACCAGACGGGCAGUACACCAACCCUAAUGACCCACAUUCUUUUCUCAGCUGUGUAGCUGGACUAACCUACAUCUUACAAUGCCCAGCAAAUUUGGUCUAUGUAGAACCCACUAAUAGGUGUGACUAUCCCAGUAGUCCAACUACCAAUGGAAGCCUCUGCACUGGAAGACCAGACGGGCAGUACACCAACCCUAAUGACCCACAUUCUUUUCUCAGCUGUGUAGCUGGACUAACCUACAUCUUACAAUGCCCAGCAAAUUUGGUCUAUGUAGAACCCACUAAUAGGUGUGACUAUCCCAGUAGUCCAACUACCAAUGGAAGCCUCUGCACUGGAAGACCAGACGGGCAGUACACCAACCCUAAUGACCCACAUUCUUUUCUCAGCUGUGUAGCUGGACUAACCUACAUCUUACAAUGCCCAGCAAAUUUGGUCUAUGUAGAACCCACUAAUAGGUGUGACUAUCCCAGUAGUCCAACUACCAAUGGAAGCCUCUGCACUGGAAGACCAGACGGGCAGUACACCAACCCUAAUGACCCACAUUCUUUUCUCAGCUGUGUAGCUGGACUAACCUACAUCUUACAAUGCCCAGCAAAUUUGGUCUAUGUAGAACCCACUAAUAGGUGUGACUAUCCCAGUAGUCCAACUACCAAUGGAAGCCUCUGCACUGGAAGACCAGACGGGCAGUACACCAACCCUAAUGACCCACAUUCUUUUCUCAGCUGUGUAGCUGGACUAACCUACAUCUUACAAUGCCCAGCAAAUUUGGUCUAUGUAGAACCCACUAAUAGGUGUGACUAUCCCAGUAGUCCAACUACCAAUGGAAGCCUCUGCACUGGAAGACCAGACGGGCAGUACACCAACCCUAAUGACCCACAUUCUUUUCUCAGCUGUGUAGCUGGACUAACCUACAUCUUACAAUGCCCAGCAAAUUUGGUCUAUGUAGAACCCACUAAUAGGUGUGACUAUCCCAGUAGUCCAACUACCAAUGGAAGCCUCUGCACUGGAAGACCAGACGGGCAGUACACCAACCCUAAUGACCCACAUUCUUUUCUCAGCUGUGUAGCUGGACUAACCUACAUCUUACAAUGCCCAGCAAAUUUGGUCUAUGUAGAACCCACUAAUAGGUGUGACUAUCCCAGUAGUCCAACUACCAAUGGAAGCCUCUGCACUGGAAGACCAGACGGGCAGUACACCAACCCUAAUGACCCACAUUCUUUUCUCAGCUGUGUAGCUGGACUAACCUACAUCUUACAAUGCCCAGCAAAUUUGGUCUAUGUAGAACCCACUAAUAGGUGUGACUAUCCCAGUAGUCCAACUACCAAUGGAAGCCUCUGCACUGGAAGACCAGACGGGCAGUACACCAACCCUAAUGACCCACAUUCUUUUCUCAGCUGUGUAGCUGGACUAACCUACAUCUUACAAUGCCCAGCAAAUUUGGUCUAUGUAGAACCCACUAAUAGGUGUGACUAUCCCUAAAUAAAUUAGUACAGAUAAUGGAGGCCAUGUAUUAGAAGAAAUGGGGAAUACAUAAUAAUCAUAAUUACCAUUCUUCUCGGAUCCAUCUACCAAAUUUUGUUAAAUGUGCAAUUUUGUUUGUUUCUUCAAUGCUUUUGGAUGUGAGGAAUGUAAUAGUGGUUUAAUAUCACAUUAUUUUCUUAACUUCAUUGGUGUUGUAUGGGGUAUAAGCCGAUGUAACUGUUGCGUGUGUAAUCACAUUGGGUGUUUCCUCUUUGGUUUGUGUUUAACCCUCAGUGAAUGAAUUGUUCUUACAUUACAAAACAAAUGUGGCAUAUUGUAAUUAUAUUCAUGUGAUCUCAGUUUAAAUUGAAAUAAAUACCUUUAUUAUAGUGAAACAAUGAAGGAAUAAAUUACCGCAAAUAUACCUGACUUAUUGUGGCACGUUUUCUUUGCACUAUUUUUGGUUGUUCUGUAUUAGUUUCUCUUCACCUGUCUGCCGUUUGUUAA